UGUAUUGGUUGCAACUGUCAUAAUGCACUAAAGGACUGUACUUAAACCUAUUGAGACUGUUGGCAUAAGUGUUUGGCACAUGACUGGCCACUUUACUGUACACUAUUGUGUGGAGGCUAUAGUGCAUACACUCCUCUCCACACCCUUUAGAGUAAUUGUACUAACGUAUUAGUAUAAAGUGUAGAUCACUGUAUUUACAGUCUGGUCCAAACUGAGCACUAGAUACUUACUGACUGAUGUUUUAGCCGUAGUUCUUAACCAUAUAGAAGCAAGAUGUCACUACUGUAUUUGAUCUAUUUGCUUUAUAUAUCACUACUACUGAAGCCAACACUUUGCCAACCAACGGUAACUCUGACAGUGCCUAAUACAAUCUCAGAGGCUGACCUAAAUAUCCAGGUAUGUAUUGAAGUAUCUCUUCCCUCUGAGUCGUCUAGUGAUGUCUCCGUUAAUGCAACCGUGCAGACAAAUAGUGGCAGUGCUAUGAGUGGUAUAGACUUUGCUCCACUAAACGCUAUCCUCUUCGUGGACACUUCAACAGGCACACUCAUGAGCUGCACUGGCAUCACUGUCUUCCCGGAUGAUUUACUGGAACCUCGUGAGAUGUUCACUGUGUCAGGAAUAGCGGAUAUAGAUGGAGGAAGUUCUGUCAUGAUACUUGACACUGAGACAGUGAGUCUCCUGGACAACACAGCCGUGACACUGGGUUUUACUGAAGGUGUCUACACCUUUACGGAGGGAGAACCCAACCCUGAAGUGUGUGUGCAGCUGCUGGAGGGAGUGAUAGUGAGAACACUGCCUAUUGUAUUGGCCUUAAUCAAUGCCAUCCCCGGAACCGCCACACAGGGUGCUGAUUACAAUCCCAUAUCAAUGGUUCGAGUGGAGUUGGAUAACAACACACCUGAGUCGGGUUCCUGUGUCACCAUUCCGCUGAUCAAUGACGACCAGUUGGAGGACAUGGAGGAGUUCACCCUCUCUUUGGUCAGCUCCAUUGGAGAUACUCUUAUAGACGACGUACUGAAUGGAACGGACAUUGUUAUUGUGGACGAUGAUGAGAUUAUCGUCAGUGUGACUCCCUCGAAUGUGACAGAGACUGAUGGUUAUGUGGAGGUGUGUGUGGGACUCUUGGGCUCUCCAUCAAUCGAGUUACGUAAUAUAUCUCUAAUGACACAAGACGGUACAGCCGUAGCAUCUGUGCCUGGCAGUGGACUGGUUGGUGAUUAUGAACCCCUCAGUGUGUUUAUAGUCUUUCCUGUUGGUACAACAGAACUAAGCAUGUGUGUAAACAUUACUGUGAACCAGGAUAACAGUCUGGAGCCAGUACCGGAGAUGUUUACAGUGUUGGCAACUGCUGGGAAUGGAGACACUGUUCCCACCUCUCCACAAAUCGUACUGAUUCUGGAUGUGCCCACAACAGAGCCUCCUGUUACCACCCCCGAGCCAAUUUCUGAACCAAUGACUACACCCACAACUGAAACGACGAUGCCACCCACUACCGUUCCUACCACCAUGACCAUUCUUACCACCGUGCCUACCACCGUGCCUACCACCAUGCCUACCACCAUGCCUACUACUCAGCGGCCCACUACCAUGCCUACUACUGUGCCUCAGACCACUACUGUGCCCACUACUAUGCCCACUACUAUGCCCACUACUCCACCCACCACACCUCCACUAACCACACCUCCACCCACUACUCCUCCCACUAUUCCUCCCACCACACCUCCACCCAUCACACCUCCACCCACCACACCUCCACCAACAACGCCACCAAUCACAACUACUCAGCUAAUUGAGUGCCCAGUUUUGCCGAGAGUGAAAUAUGGCUGUGUGCUUCAACGUUUACGCACAGUUGGUUCUGUUGCUACUUACUCUUGCUUUGGACAAUUUGGAUUUAUUCUGACUAAUGGUGAUAAGACUAGAACUUGUCAGGAAGAUGGAACAUGGUCUGGAACUGCUCCAACUUGUGAAUCCAUUGAAUGCCCUGGCUUACAAAAACCUCGGUAUGGUAAAGUACGCUACCCUCGUGGAAGGAGGGUGACCUCGAGUGCGUACUAUUACUGUGACCGUGGUUACCAAUUGUGUGGAAGUAGAAGGCGUGUGUGUCAAUCCAACAAAAAAUGGACUGGAGUCACGCCCACAUGUUGUAGACGAAGGUCUUACCGAAAGCAGUGUAAAGGUGGAUUCAUGCUGUGGGGAUAGACCUGAUCAACUUGACAGCAAACUAUCACUCUAUACAGUUCAUAGAAAUCAUACGAAUUGUACUAGUACAAUGAUGUAAGACGAGUAGUAUAACAAAGCAUUGCAUAAUGAUUUUAGUACCGUAAA
This is a messenger RNA of Halichondria panicea, 2325 nucleotides long. Its product is annotated as mucin-2-like. The record is from RefSeq and is a predicted model, not a curated record. Bases 274 to 2199 code for a protein of 641 amino acids. NCBI's taxonomy places the organism in Eukaryota, Metazoa, Porifera, Demospongiae, Suberitida, Halichondriidae. The transcript is spliced from 11 exons. Gene Ontology annotation, cellular component: membrane. Gene Ontology annotation, biological process: cell communication.